UAAUGCACCCAUGCCGAACGUGAGCAAGCACCUGCUCAGAUUUCCAACCGAGAUAUACAAUAGCUGCCUGGAACACCUAUUUAAUUCUAUAUUCUACUACUCCUGGGAUCACAUGGUAAACUGCUAGUCAAUAUAUGAAAUAAGGAAUUGAUGACACGUUUCUACGAUGAUAUAGUAGCAACUACCAUGGGCAUCCCAGGUCUGACAACAUUGAUAGAUGACAACUUACAGCUUCUAGAAGACUAUCAGCUUCAUCAUUCUAAAGUUGUAAUCGAUGGUAACAAUCUCUACCAUCUUCUCUUCUAUAGUUACAAUGUAGGUUACACACAUGGAGGGGAUUACGAUAAAUUCUCACGAAAAAUAAAAGAAUUUUUUGACAUUUUAAAAUCAUGUAAUAUAGAACCGUACAUUAUUCUUGAUGGUGGGUAUGAGCCAGAUGAUCGAAAACUUAAAACAACAUUAGAAAGAGCAGGUAAAAGGAUACUCUUAUCAGGAGCAAUAAUAAACUCUGAACGGGGGAAAAUUCUACCUAUCCUGUCGUAUGAAGUGUUUAUGACUGCAUUAGAGGAUCUUGGUAUUCCUCAUGUGACAUGUGACUUUGAAGCAGACAACCAGAUAGCAGUAUUAGCCAAUGAGUUCAAAUGUCCAGUUAUUUCCUUUGACAGCGACUUUUAUAUUCUUCAUCUUACCAAUGGAUUUAUUCCAUUUGAUAGUGUCAACUUUGAAGUCCAGCCAACUGUGACAGACGUUGAAGGCAAACAAUUCAAAUAUCUUCCCGUCAAAAUGUAUUUCACACAAAACUUUAUUUCAUGUUUUCCAGAACUUGAUAAGGAAGUUUUACCUCUAAUGGCAACAGUGCUUGGAAAUGAUUAUGUAAAUAUUCACACAUUUGAAGAAUUUUAUUCAGCUUUGAAAAUUCCAAAACAUGCUCCUUUAGGCAUUACUGUUACAAGAACACAUACCAAAAUGAUGAAGAUAAUGAACUGGCUGGAAAGUUUGAAAAGCAUUGAAAGUGGGGUUAACAGGCUUAUAUUGUCAGUUAAACCAGAGAAACGAGAUAGUGUGAAAGAAUUGAUUAAAAAAUCAAUGGAUACUUAUUCUAACAUUGCCACUUACAGUUCAUUCAGUCUGAAGGAUUUCUUCACCAAUAAAGAAGAGUCAUCGAAGAAUUAUAAAACAUUAAGUUAUAAUAGAAACACAAUUCCAUCUUGGUUCAUAGAAUUUCACAGGCAAGGGAAAAUGCCACCUUUCAUGCAGAAUACAUUGGUUCUUCAUAGGAACAUCUUACCAUGUCAAGUCGAGGAUUUGAAAAUGCCUUCAUCGUACAAUUGUUCUACAUUCUUACGUCAAAUUUUGUAUAGUAUAUUAUUGAGGGAUGAUUUGAAAAAUUUUGCAUGUACAGAAAUUACAAAAAAAUAUUGCGUUGAGGAGUAUGAUAGACAAGAUGGACAGAAAAAUGUAAAGAAAAAUAUAAUUGAAAUUAUCCCUUUGAUGGAAGGAUAUGGUGACCUCCCAGGGUUAGGUGAAAUGGAGGAUAUAAAAUGUAGCAGAAAGCGAGAACUCUUGUGCAAGGUUUUUGAUCUAAACUUUGAUCAAAGUAAUGAGGAAAUUAUUAGUGAUGACAUAAUUUUGUUUAUAAUGGCAUUCAUAUUUUGGAUAAGAAAUGCAGACCCUAAAACAAAUCUACAUUCUAUAAAAACACUUCUUGUCUGUUGGUUUUCCUUGGCAUCAAGAACAUUUGCUGAAGAAAUUGAUCAAAAUGGUUCCACAAUAAAUUCAGCAUUUACCAAAUCAACUCCACAACAGAGGGAAAAAGUGAAGAAAAAUUUAGAAAAGUAUUUUCAUGCACCUCAACAUUCUAUGAAGCAUCCUAUUGAUAUUAGUAUCAUUCAUGGGUUUGCACAGUUCCAGUCUUGCAUUUUGUCAACUACACAUUUGAAUCAAAUAUUGGGUUUUCCUUUUCCACCUGUAAAUCCUUCAUCGAUCUUCUGUGGCAGUUUUCUGUACAAUUUUUGUAAGGAUUUGCAAACAAGAACAAAUCCAGAUCUUUUUAUAUCAGAAAUGUUAGUAAAGCAGUCGCCUGCUCUUUCGUUAUUUCAAAAUCUACUAUCAUUUAUUUUGUCUAGAGUAGAUGAAGAUUGUCUAAAAACUGUCACAUCAACAAGUAAAAGGUCCAGAAAUAGAAAGAAAAAGAAGUCUGCUACGAAUGUUGACAAAAAAAUUGACAGCGAUGAUGAUGAUGAAUGUUCAAGUGAGACCACUGAUAAGAGUACUGUAAGGAAAGUGAAAACAAAUAUCAAAGCUGCUUGUGAACUGUCUAACAGAUUUAAUUUUCUAGAUAUUGACGAAUCUGAUGAUACUGAUGGUUGAUAUCUAACAAUAAAGUAACUUCUGUAAUUAAAAACGAAAGAAAAGAAAUGAUUUUCUUUUGCUAAUGUUACAUUGUAACUUGGCUUACCGUAUGGGCAGGUAUAAAUGAGUACAAAUAAUUGCAGAACUGGGCAUGCCCAAAAAGAUAUUAUAUUAGACUAAUCAGGCAUGCACAUUUUUGCAAGUUUUAUUCAUACACAAUUAGCAAAAUGCUGUAUUAUUCCUUUUUCAUGAUAAAUAGAAGUUUAAUGAUUUAAAUUCAAGUGCACAGUUUUGCGAUUUUUUUGGCAUGAUUAUGCAAUGAUUUCAUUUAAGUGCACAGUUUAACAAUUAUUUUCAAAUUCUGCAAUGAUUUAAUUCAAGUUCAUAGUUUUACAAUUAUUUGCACAAUU
Messenger RNA from Mytilus californianus (California mussel), 2762 nucleotides. RefSeq names its product protein asteroid homolog 1-like. NCBI's taxonomy places the organism in Eukaryota, Metazoa, Mollusca, Bivalvia, Mytilida, Mytilidae. The transcript has 2 exons. The coding region runs from base 151 to 2370 and encodes 739 amino acids. The record is from RefSeq and is a predicted model, not a curated record.